Molecule: messenger RNA, 600 nt
Organism: Neoarthrinium moseri
Lineage: Eukaryota; Fungi; Ascomycota; Sordariomycetes; Amphisphaeriales; Apiosporaceae
Exons: 6
Coding region: 1-600 (199 amino acids)
Biological process (GO): establishment or maintenance of cell polarity; regulation of actin cytoskeleton organization; actin filament organization
Cellular component (GO): cytoskeleton; plasma membrane; cell projection
Molecular function (GO): GTPase activity; protein kinase binding; GTP binding
Source: RefSeq, a predicted model, not a curated record
AUGGCUGCUUCAGCAGUCCAGUCGCUCAAGUGCGUCGUUACCGGUGACGGUGCUGUCGGAAAGACAUGUCUCCUCAUCUCAUACACGACGAACGCAUUCCCCGGCGAAUACAUCCCCACAGUCUUCGACAACUACUCGGCAAGUGUGAUGGUCGAUGGCAAGCCGAUUAGCUUGGGUCUCUGGGAUACGGCUGGUCAGGAGGAUUACGAUCGUUUGCGGCCGCUCUCCUACCCCCAGACCGAUGUCUUCCUCAUCUGCUUCUCCAUCGUCAGCCCGCCCUCGUUUGAUAACGUAAAGGCAAAGUGGUACCCUGAAAUCGAUCACCAUGCGCCCAAUGUGCCCGUCAUCCUGGUCGGCACCAAGCUCGAUUUGCGAGAGGAUCCUGCCACACUCGAGAGUCUGCGCUCUAAGAGAAUGGAACCCGUAUCAUACGACCAGGCUCUGGUUUGCGCCAAGGAGAUCCGCGCCGUCAAGUACCUCGAAUGUUCCGCGUUGACGCAAAGAAACCUGAAGAGCGUCUUUGACGAGGCCAUCCGAGCUGUCCUCAACCCCCGGCCGCAAGUCACGAAACAAAAGAAGUCCAAGUGCACCAUCCUAUAG